AUGGACGCCGCCGGGUCUUCACCGCUGCACAUUGUCAUCUUCCCGUGGCUCGCCAUGGGCCACCUGCUCCCCUGCCUCCAGCUCGCCGAGCGGCUGGCCGCACGGGGCCACCGCGUGUCCUUCGUCUCCACCCCGCGCAACCUUGCCCGCCUCCCGCCGGUCCGUCCCGCGCUGGCGCCGCUCGUCGACCUCGUCGCGCUUCCGCUUCCGCAGGUCGCCGGCCUCCCGGACGGCGCCGAGUCCACCGGCGACGUCCCGUCCGACAAGUUCGACCUCCACAGGGAGGCGUUCGACGGACUCGCCGCGCCGUUCUCCGCGUUCCUCGACGCCGCGUGUGCCGACGGCGGCAGGAAGCCCGACUGGGUCGUGGUCGACUACUCGCACCACUGGGUCGCCGCUGCCGCCCAGGACCGCCAGGUGCCGUGCGUCAUGUUUCUCCCGUGCGCCGCGGCCGUCGCGGCUAUGGCCGGCGCGCCCCCGGAGUCCCGCGCGGAAGAACGGCAGGCGAUCGCCAAGUCCAUGGGCGCGGCGCCGAGGUUCGAGGCGGAGCUGGCCGCCGCGGAGUUCGCGGCGGAAGACGACGCCUCAGGCUCAGUUCCGUCCAUCUCCAUCAUGAGCCGCUACUUCAUGACGCUAAAGAUGUCCAGGCUCUUCGCCGUGCGGAGCUGCUUCGAGCUGGAGCCCGACGCGAUCCCGCUCCUGGCUGGGCUGUACGGCAAACCGAUCGUCCCGCUCGGCCUGCUGCUUCCAACAACGAAGCCCGACGGAGAUUACCACCGAGAAACUGGCAAGAAUGCGGAGGACGACGCGAUCAUCCGGUGGCUCGACGCGCAGCCGGCCAAGUCGGUCGUCUACGUCGCCUUGGGAAGCGAGGCGCCGAUGCGCGCCGAGCUGCUCCGCGAGCUGGCUCACGGGCUAGAGCUCGCCGGGAAGCGUUUCCUCUGGGCCCUGAGGCGGCCCGUCGGCUUCGACGGCGGAGGCAGCCUCCUACCAGACGGCUUCCGGGAGCGCACCGGCGAGCGCGGACUCGUGGUGCCACGGUGGGUUCCUCAGAUGAGCAUACUGGCGCACGGCGCCGUGGGCGCGUUCUUGACGCACUGCGGGUGGGGUUCGGUCCUGGAGGGGCUCCAGUUCGGGCACCCUCUCAUCAUGCUGCCCAUCGCCGGUGACCAAGGCCCGAACGCGCGGCUCAUGGAGGAGAGGAAGGUCGGGGUGCUAGUACCGAGAAACGAUAAGGAUGGGUCCUUUUCCCGGCACGAUGUUGCCGGAGCUGUUCGGGCCGUCGUUGAUAGUAGGGUGUUCGCCGCCACUGCUAAGAAGUUGCAAGAGAUCGUGGCCAACAGGCAGUGCCACGAGAGGUACAUCGAUGGGUUUAUUCAGUACUUAAGAACUUCUAAGUAG
Lolium rigidum is the source of this 1401-nucleotide messenger RNA. RefSeq names its product UDP-glycosyltransferase 91B1-like. Gene Ontology annotation, molecular function: UDP-glycosyltransferase activity. The record is from RefSeq and is a predicted model, not a curated record. Lineage: Eukaryota; Viridiplantae; Streptophyta; Magnoliopsida; Poales; Poaceae. The coding region runs from base 1 to 1401 and encodes 466 amino acids. The transcript has a single exon.